AUGCUGGCAGUCAGUAUCCAGGGAAUCUCGAAGGUCGACCUGGUGAAUUUCUACUGGGGCGGCCAUGUGAGCGUGCGAAUGCAGGUCUCCCCCGCAGUGUACCUCCGCGACUUCGGGCCCUUCCUGGAUGCUGCUACCAAGACAGCGCUGCAGGAGGUGAUUGAUGCACCCAAUGUGUCGGCGGAGAUGACGUUGAGACUGGAAGCAGCGCUGGCCCGGGAGCUUGAGGCAUGGCGCCAAGGCGAGGCCGGCAAAGCGGACGACGCGUUUGGGCCUCUUCCGGAACAGCCUGACGCUGAGAAUCUGAUGCGCUACAUGCGCAUCGCCGUCGUCAACUGGCACCGGGAGAUGGGUGAGGAACCAUACCCCAAGAUCUCGGGUGACACGAAGCUUUGGCUCAAUGCAGAGGGGAAGAUGAUCACGUGCAGCUGGGACGUGGAAUCUCUGUGGUACAACAUCCCCAGCUUGCGUACCUUUCCCUUUGACACGAAUGAGAUGUGCGCCAUCUUUUGGACGAGGGUGUGGCGCAAAGCCCGCAUCACCGAGUUCGGGCGGUCGUACGGCUUGGGCACGAGCUUGCAGGAGUUCGACGUCUUGGGCUUCCGUGGCGAUGCAAAGCCUCGGCCUGGCUGGGAUCCCUACAUCUGCGAGAGCAACAUCGUACCCAACAGAGCGCGGCCCGGUGAGCUCAUGUUCUACGGCCGCUUUUGGGUACGCCGCAAGCCGUUCUAUUUCGUUGUGGCUCUGCUCUUCCCCACCGCCGUGGUGACAUUUAUGGGUGCCAGCGCCAUCCUCAUCGCGUCGGGCGAAGCUCCGAACUCCAUCGUACUCGGAGGCGAGUCCCCGCUGUCCCUGGUCGCGGGGCUGAUGCUGACCAUGGUCGCCAUGAAGUUCUCCUACACCGACAGCGUACCAAAGCUUGGCUACCUCACCAUGCUCGACCUCUACAUCGCUGUCAGCUUCUUCUUUCUUACCGCCGCGGCCCUGCUGAUCGUCCUGCUGCCGGAGGAGUCGCUGCGGGAUCUUCGCGCGGCGGCGGUAUUUAGUGGGCUCUGCCUGCUAUUCAACGUCGUUUUCAUGGUGGUCGCCUAUCGGGAGUUCCGCAUUCCAGCGGAACACUCCCCAAGCCUAACCUUUCCGGAAGCGAAGAAGCACGCGCCGCCGGAGUGA
This is a messenger RNA of Symbiodinium natans, 1170 nucleotides long. The record is from the annotation of a GenBank genome assembly. Lineage: Eukaryota; Dinophyceae; Suessiales; Symbiodiniaceae.